CGUCGUAUCUGAAGAUUCAACCAGGAUAUAUGGUGAUCCAUCCGCGUUCGUGAAGCUGUUGUAAUCUUCCAUCCUGAAGUCUGUCCCACUCCAUAUAUCACCGCCGUGUCUUGUGUUGGUCCAAUCCUCCGCCGUUGAAUUUUGGUACCAGUAAUGUCGCAUAUCCUCUUCCGGCGAUAGCUGCGCUAAAGUUCUGAAAUGCGAAUACAAUGGGAAAGGUAUCCGUGAAGUUGUAUGUUGCGUUGGCUCGUGGGUAAAUGACGUCGAUCUCAAAUGUGGGAAGAGUUUUACCAGUGGGAGUUGGUGUGGAUGUGGAAGUCGUUGUUGGGGCAUUGUUGAUUGUCGCUGACUGGGCAAUCGCCAGUGCUGCGAAUUGCAGCAAUAGCAAAUUCAUGUCGUUGCGACACGACUGAAUGUAUGGACUCACCCAUGCGAAGCCCGGAUUGACUUGU
Molecule: messenger RNA, 452 nt
Organism: Periconia digitata
Lineage: Eukaryota; Fungi; Ascomycota; Dothideomycetes; Pleosporales; Periconiaceae
Source: the annotation of a GenBank genome assembly